AUGAGUUUAAAUUUAAUACCUCCUACGGAGGUUGGCUCGCCUAUUCCGGCCAACACACCACAUGCCGUCUCUGUAACUCUUCCUACUUGGAAAUCUAAUAUAGCCUAUGAAGAAGGUGAAGAAUGGGUAGCCUCUAAAUUGACUUCGGGAUACCCUAGAUUUUUUAUUCAUACCUUCAUUCAGAAGCUUGCGGGCUAUAUCGAGGAUCAAUAUGGAAGAGAAAAAGAGAAGUGUCUUAUAUUUCCUACAUAUGAAGUUGCAUGUCGUUGUAGAAACUUCAUUAGACAAUAUAGCAAAUUGACUGACGUUUCUCUUCGUAUUUUACAACUCAGCACACCCAAAGUUGAAAGUGAUUCAAAAAAUCUUUUACUCUUAGAUAAGGCAUCAACAACAUUUUCUGCAAUUUUUUUUCCUGAAUCAGAAUUUUAUUUAGCAAAGGCUUAUUGGCAACAUUCUGGAGAAGGGAUAUCAUCAAGGAUGGCAGAGUUCUGUUUAGAUAAGUUUUCUCAAGUUAAGAAUGAUGAUUGUGAACAUUCUCAUAUUCCGGGAUCCAAGUGUGGAGGCUUUCACAAGCCUUCAACAAAAAACAAUAUUUUGGAAUACAAAAGCCAAGAUCAAAAUAAAGAAUCGUCCACUUUUCUUGAAGAAAGAUUUGGUCGCAAUUUAGACUUGUCUUUGGCAAAGGAUGCUGAACAAGCUCUUAGAAGAAGAAUAGUUUCUAAAAUUAAUGAGAAUUCAUCAGCUUCUGAAAAUAGUGCAACAGAACAUGAUGUUUAUUUAUAUCCAUCUGGUAUGGCAAGCAUUUUUAAUGCGCAUCGAAUUACUAUGAAAGCAAGAAAUAAUACUCAAAAAAGCGUAUGCUUCGGUUUUCCAUAUGUUGACACUAGAAACAUUCUUACAAAAUUUGGUGCCGGGUUUCAUUUUUAUGGGCAAGGCGAUGAUCACGACUUAGAUAAAUUAGAAGAGUUGAUGGAGUCGGGUGAGCAGGUUUUAGCUUUAUUUUGUGAAUUUCCUUCAAACCCUCUUCUCAAAGCUCCGAAUUUGAAAAGGAUUUAUGCUCUUGCGUCCAAGUAUGAUUUUUUGGUUGUUGUUGAUGAAACUAUUGGAAACUUUUCAAAUGUGCACGUAUUACCAUUUGCUGAUAUUGUGGUCAGUAGUCUUACUAAGGUUUUCAGCGGUGACAGCAAUGUCAUGGGGGGCAGCUUGGUGUUAAACCCAGAUGGGAAAUAUUACGAUUUGCUGAAAACAACACUCGCUUCGGAAUAUGAAAAUCUACUCUGGCCUCAAGACGUAAUAUAUCUUGAAAGGAAUAGUAGAGAUUUUGUCGAAAGAAGUUCUAAAAUCAAUUGUACAACUGAAGCCGUUGCGAAUCUUUUUCAAAAUAACCCGUUAAUUAAAACGGUUUAUUAUCCAAAGCUCAACGAUUCAAGAAAAUACUACGAUGCUUGUAAAAAAAAGGAUGGAGGUUAUGGCGGGCUUCUGUCUAUUAUUUUUCACAUUCCCAAGCAUGCUCAAUUAUUUUACGACGCAGUGUUAACAGCAAAAGGCCCAUCGCUUGGGACAAAUUUUACUCUUACAUCACCUUAUGCCAUUCUUGCUCAUUAUUGUGAACUUGAUUAUAUUUCUCAAUUUGGAGUUGAUAGGAAUCUUAUCAGAAUAAGCGUAGGAUUAGAAAAUCAAGAAGAUCUGUGUAAGACUUUUCAAAAAGCUCUUGAUGUUGCUGCUACAAAAUAG
This is a messenger RNA of Magnusiomyces paraingens, 1734 nucleotides long. RefSeq lists its product as uncharacterized. The record is from RefSeq and is a predicted model, not a curated record. Lineage: Eukaryota; Fungi; Ascomycota; Dipodascomycetes; Dipodascales; Dipodascaceae. Gene Ontology annotation, molecular function: pyridoxal phosphate binding; cystathionine gamma-synthase activity. The transcript has a single exon. The coding region runs from base 1 to 1734 and encodes 577 amino acids. Gene Ontology annotation, biological process: transsulfuration.